This is a messenger RNA of Cicer arietinum (chickpea), 2257 nucleotides long. RefSeq names its product protein PLASTID TRANSCRIPTIONALLY ACTIVE 10. The record is from RefSeq and is a predicted model, not a curated record. Gene Ontology annotation, cellular component: chloroplast; plastid-encoded plastid RNA polymerase complex. NCBI's taxonomy places the organism in Eukaryota, Viridiplantae, Streptophyta, Magnoliopsida, Fabales, Fabaceae. Gene Ontology annotation, molecular function: RNA binding.
ACAAGCAAGUUAGAUGCUACUCUUUGUGAAGCAAGGUGGUGGACUUAGCACUCAGCAAUGCAAGUCUUCAACAACUCUUAUCUCUUCACUUUUCCUAAACCUCCCUUAAACCCUCUCUCUCCCCUUUUCCACCAUCACCGUCGUUCUCUUCCCUUAAUCCUCCGCAAACUGCCACUCACCACCGUCGCCAAAUCCUUUAGCUCCGAUGAGUUCCCCGUUGACGAGACCUUCGUCCAAACCUUCGGUCCCAAAAGCAAGGAAACCGAAGAGGAAGCUCGAAGACGCAACUGGAUCGAACGAGGCUGGGCUCCGUGGGAAGAAAUCCUCACUCCCGAAGCCGAUUUCGCGCGCAAGAGUCUGAACGAAGGCGAAGAAGUUCCUCUAAGUUCACCGGAAGCCAUAGAAGCUUUCAAAAUGCUGAACCCUAGGUACCGUAAGAAGAAGAUGGAGGAGAUGGGAUUGACGGAAGAGGAGUACCUUGCUAAGCAGUUUGAGAUAAAGGGAGAGAUUCCGGAGCCGUUGGAGACUAAGUGGGCGGGACCGCUGGUGGUGCGGUUAGUUCCGCCGCGCGAUUGGCCUCCGCGAGGGUGGGAGGUUGAUCGGAAAGAACUUGCGUUUAUUCGAGAAGCGCAUAAGUUGCAGGCGAAGAGGGUGAGGUUGGAGGAUAUAGAAAAUGGAGUUAGAACUGAAACAGAUGAUGUGUGCUUAGAUAGGUAUAAGGUGUUUCUGAAACAGUACAAGGAGUGGGUGGACGCUAACAAGGAUUUAUUGGAAGAGGAAUCUUAUAAGAUAGAUCAAGAUUAUUACCCUGGUAGGAGGAAAAGAGGCAAGGACUACAAGGAAGGCAUGUACGAACUGCCGUUCUAUUAUCCUGGCCAAAUUUGUGUGGGAAAGGUGACAACUUUGCAUCUUUACCAAGGGGCAUUUGUUGACAUUGGCGGUGUAUAUGAUGGGUGGGUUCCAAUAAAGAAUAAUGAUUGGUUUUGGAUUCGUCAUCAUAUAAGAGUGGGUAUGCAAGUCAUUGUUGAAAUUACGGCAAAGCGGGAUCCUUAUCGCUUCCGGUUCCCAAUCGAACUGCGUUUUGUCGAUCCAAAUAUAGAUCAUCUGAUCUUUAACAGAUUUGACUGCCCACCAAUAUUUCACCGCGAGGAAGAUACAAAUCCAGAUGAAUUGCGGCGUGACUGUGGAAGACCUCCCAUUCCUAGAAAAGAUCCAGGAGACAAGCCAGCAGAAGAACCUUUAUUUUCCAAUCACCCAUAUGUUGAUAAGUUGUGGCAGAUUAAUGUAGCUGAGCAAAUGAUUUUGACUGAUAUGGAUGUUAAUCCUGAUAAAUAUAAAGGCAAAAAGCUGUCAGACUUGGUUGACGAAGAUGAUUUUGAUGAAGAAAAAUCAGUUCAGCAUACAAAAGUUCAGUAUAAGAAUGCAUUACUGCCAAAAGUAACUCUGAAAACAAGUGUCAAAGAGCUUGACUUAGAGGCUGCACUUGCUGAGCGUGAGCUCCAUAAGAAACUAUGGAAUGAAGCAAAGGACAGAGGUGAGGAAUAUGAAAUUACCACAUUGAGGCGCAAUAUUGAGAUGGAUGAAUAUGAUUUCAUGCAUUGGCGUAGAUCAUUUGAAGAAAGAGAAGCAUUGCUUAGAGACAUCAGCUGUCGCAAAACACUUGGUCUGCCGUUGGAAGAGCCAGGCAGGUAUGUUGAUGCUAGUUUUUUUGGUAAAGACCAGUAUGAUCCUACAAGUCCUCUGUAUCGAUAUGACUAUUGGGGGGAACCCAAGAAUUCAGAAAAGAGCAGGAAAGAGCGGGUGACAGAUACCCAUAACAAAUCCAUUGUGGGCAAAGGCACUGUUUGGUGUGAAAUGCCGUAUGAAGAUUGCGCCAAACAACAGCCUGCGGGGCUACGGGACAAAGAAGUCGACGAUGAAGGUGUUGAAGAAGAGGAUGAUGAUGAUGAUGACGACGACGACUUUGACUUCAGCAUUCUGAGCAAUCUUGGUAAUAAUAUAUCGGAUCAACUUCAUGUUAACGGGACCGAGUCAUCUAGAAUAUCAGAUGAAGGCGUGUUUGGGGAUUAAUGCCACGAUGCAUAAUUGAGUAGCUUAAGUAAAAUGUGUACAGUUAGGCUGAGAAAUGUGCAUAAAUUUUGCAGUGUAGAAUAACACUACGGCAGUUUAGUUUAUUUUAUUCUUAAUGUUUUAACAGAGAAUUUCACAUAUGAUAUUACAUUUUCCACGAAAGGAAAUUUCGUAAAUGUUCACAGAA